Acanthosepion pharaonis is the source of this 726-nucleotide messenger RNA. The record is from the annotation of a GenBank genome assembly. NCBI's taxonomy places the organism in Eukaryota, Metazoa, Mollusca, Cephalopoda, Sepiida, Sepiidae.
AUGAUCAGGUCUUCCUCUUAUUCUUCUUUCUUUCUUUCUUUCUUUCUUUUUAUUCUUCUUUUUUCUUAUUCUUCUUCCUUCAUCUUCUACUUUCUUCUUUUUCUUUCCUUUUCUUUUUCUUCCCUUUUCGUUUUCUUCUUUCUUCUUCCUUCAUCUUCUUUUUUCUUCUUCUUUCUUUUUCUUCUUCUUCCUUCUUCUUUCUUCUUCUUCUUCUUCUUCUUUGUUCCUCCUCUGCUUUCUUCCUCUUCUUCUUCUUUUUUCUUCAUCUUCUUUCUUCCUCUUUUUCUUCUUUUUUCUUCUCCUUCUUGUUCCUUCAUCUUCUUCUUUCUUUUAUUUCUUCUUCCUUCUUCUUUCUUCUUCUUUGUUCAUCUUCUUCUUUCUUCUUCCUCCUCCUCCUUCUUUUUUCUUCAUCUUCUUUAUUGCUCCUUCUUUAUCUUCCUUUUUCUUCUUCUUUCUUUUUAUCCUUCUUCCUUUUUCUUUCUUCUUCUUCUUUGUUCAUCUUCUUCUUUCUUCUUCCUCCUCCUCCUUCUUUUUUCUUCCUUUUUCUUUUUCUUCAUCUUCUUUCUUCCUCCUCCUUCUUUCUUUUUCUUCUUCCUUCAUCUUAUUCUUCUUCUUUCUUUUCAUUCUUCUUCGUUCUUCUUCUUUUUCUUUCUUUCUUCUUCUUUUUUUCUUCUUUCUUCUUCUUCUUUCUUCUUCUUCUAUAUGCCACGUCCCUUCAGGACAUAG